AUGAUACUGUGGGACAUUUUUUGGGUUCACAUUCUGUUUUCAACCUUGGAAGGCUGGAAUGAAUUUACUGCUGUUCCUCAAAAAAGAGACCUCUUAGCAGCUGAGACAACUGGUAUUUCACCAUAUGUUCAUGAUAUCUUUUCUCAGGCUCAGAAUUCAUCAGGAGACAGUAUAAUAAAAUGUACCCAUAUUCAUCAAUCCAUAAAUUGGGGGGAAUGAAAACUGAAAGGUUCUUGCCCUCAAGAUUGUCUUAAUGGAGCCGUUUGCACAAAGGCAGGAAUUUGUGACUGCGAGACAUUUCAGGCACAGGGAGAGCACUGCCAAAUCAUUCCAAAUACUGGCAAAGACAGAGCUGGCAUUUGCAAAUCAUGGGGACAAUAUCACUUUGAAACAUUUGAUGGCAUCUACUACUACUUCCCAGGAAACUGUUCAUACAUUUUUGUGAAAGAUUGCAGCAAUCCAGAGCCUCAGUACACUGUGUGGGUUAAUAAUAGUCCUCACUGUGCUGGUUCAGUGUACUCUUGUUUGCGGUCAAUAAGCUUGUUUUUUUCAAAUCAGGAUGAGAUACUCAUAUCGGGACAUGAAGUUAGAAAGGGUAGAAUCAGGUUGUCUUUGCCCCAAACAAUUGGAAAUAUUUUCAUUGAGAGAUUAGCAGAUUAUAUUUUGGUGAAAACUACAUUUGGCUUUUCCCUAGCUUGGGAUGGAAACUCUGGGAUUUACAUUAAAUUGACAGAAGAACACAAGGGAAAAACAUGUGGUCUCUGUGGAAAUUAUAAUAAUAAUACAUCGGAUGAUCUCGUAAUACAAAAUAGUGACUAUAAAGAAGAUAUAGCUAAAUUUGCUAACAGCUGGGCUGUACAACUCCCAGAUGAUGCAACCUGUGUAGCAAUUGCAUCUGGUUUUCCUAGUCCUUGCAACAUUGAUACAGAAUCUUAUGAGAGUAUCUACUUCAAGUGCCAAAUACUCUUGCAGUUUCCUUUUCUAAGUUGUCAUCAAAGCAUAGAUCCUUAUCCCUACAUUUCCAGCUGCAUGAAUGACCUAUGUAGACAGGAUGAUGAAGAAACUUACUGCCGAGCAGUAACAGAAUAUACUCGCUCAUGUUCACAUGCAGGCUAUCCUAUCAGAGAUUGGAGAGAUGACUUUCCAGCCUGUACUGACAAUUGUGAAGAUACUUUUAUUCACCGGGAUUGUAUUAGCUGUUGUCCACCAACCUGUACUUUUGAGAAAGACUGCCUAGGUAGUAACCUCCAUUGCUUAGAUGGAUGCUAUUGCCCAGAUGGCCUUAUAUUGGACAAUGGAACUUGUAUUUCUGCAUCAGAUUGCCCAUGUAUUUAUCAUGGGACAGCUUUCCCUGUAGGUUCAACAAUUGAGCAAGAAUGCAGUAACUGCAUUUGUAUGGGUGGUGUUUGGAACUGCACUGAACAUGAUUGCCCAGCUGAAUGUUCAAUUGUUGGUGAAUCCCAUUUCACAACUUUUGAUGGUCGCCAUUAUACCUUUCUUGGGAGUUGUCAGUAUAUUCUGGUAAAAGGCACUGGGAAAGACAAAUUCACACUCACUUUACAGAAAAGUUCCUGUGGACAGAGCAUUGAUUAUGUCUGCAUUCAGUCUCUGAUACUAAUUUUUGAGGAUGACAUAAGCAAGCAAGUGAUUUUCACCCGGAGUGGUGAAAUUCAGUACGGUUCUUCCAACCAGGGAUUCAUCCUGAAUGGAUAUGUGGAAGUACAGAACCUGUCUUCACUGUUUGUGCAACUAAAAACUAAAUUUGGUUUAAAAAUCCGAUUUGCUAAAGAUGGUGAAAGGGUAUAUAUUCAACUCAGUGCUGAGUGGAAGAGCAGAACUUUGGGUCUUUGUGGAACUUAUAAUGGAAAUCUGAGAGAUGAUUUUCUCUCCCCAUCAGGAAUGAUUGAAGGAACUCCACAACUUCAUGCUAACGCAUGGAAGGUUUCCUCAGCAUGUCAAGUGCCUGUCAAUAUUCCUGUGGUUGAUCCUUGCAACAUUAACCAACAAAAUGUUGCAUACGCAUCCCAGUGUGAUCUCAUCAAUCAAGAACUCUUUGCUCCAUGUCAUAUAUACAUCAGUCCAGGAUUAUAUUACCAGCUAUGUCGCUUUGAUGCUUGCAAAUGUGGGAGAAGUUGCUUGUGUAAUGCAUUUGCACACUAUGCUUAUAUUUGCAGCAAGCAUGGGAUUACUAUAGACUUCAGAUCUCAUGUUUCAAACUGUGCAUUAGUAUGCAGAAGCGGAAUGCUGUAUCACCCAUGUUCCUCCUUCUGUGAGCACUCCUGUUCUUCCCUUUCUCUUCUGGAUGCUUGUGAUUACGACUGCGCUGAAGGCUGUAACUGUCCUGAAGGAAAAUACUUUGAAGAAUCUAUUAAUUUUUGUGUGCCAAUGGCUAGCUGUCGAUGUUAUUAUAAAGGCAGAAGUUUUCAGCCUGGAGAAAUUUUGCCCACACCAUCAGGGUCAUGCCAAUGUCUAAAUGGAACAAUGAAAUGCGAUGAAGUGGCAGCUGUUCCUGCAGUGCACACAUGUCCUGAUGGAAAGAUCUACUAUGACUGCCAGUCUCAUGUACCUGGCUUGACAUCAGCUGGAGUAAACUGUGAACUAACAUGUACAAACAUUGCUAUGAACUUUACCUGUACACCUUCUCCACCAUGUUUGAGUGGUUGCAUCUGCCCCCCUGGGAUGGCUGAGCAUAAAGGAAAAUGUUACGUGCCAGAUAGUUGUCCGUGUAUGUGGAAGGAUUGGGAGUAUAUGUCAGGUGAAGUGUUAGCUACCCCUUGUUAUACCUGUAUUUGCCGACGUGGGAUAUUUAAUUGCACGUACUAUCCUUGUCCUGCUGUAUGUACAGUCUAUGGAGAUCGACAUUAUUAUACUUUUGAUGGACUAGAAUAUGAUUAUGUCAGUGACUGCCAGAUUUAUUUGAUAAAGAGUGUUGACAGUUCAAACUUGUCUCUAAUUGUUCAAAAUAAGAAGUGCUUCGAUAAUGACAUCGUUUGUUCAAAAGAUGUGUUGCUAACUAUUGGAGACUCUGAGAUUUUUUUCAGUGAGUCCCUAGACCUACAGAGGAUGCUAAACAGACAUGGAGACAGAUCCAAGUACCAAGUAUGGAAAGCUGGAUAUUAUGUAGCAAUACAUUUUCCAGAGCAAGAGUUCACAGUACUCUGGGACAGGAAGACAACAAUGCAUAUCAAAGUCGGACCUCGAUGGAAGGGUAAAUUAGCAGGUUUAUGUGGGAAUUUUGACAAAUUUACUUCAAAUGAUCUGACUACAUCGAAUAACAUGGAGGUAAAAAAUGCUCAAAUUUUUGGAGAGAGUUGGGCAAUAGGACAGUGUGCAAGCCCAAAUGAGACCAUCAAACCAUGUGAAGUUCAUCAGAACAAGUUCCCAUAUGCCAAAAAAGAAUGUUCAGUUUUAUACAGUGAUGUUUUUGCUUCUUGCCGCAAUGUGAUUGAUGUCACAUCAUUUGUGAAAAACUGCCACACAGAUACAUGCAACUGUAAUCUUGGUGGAGACUGUGAAUGUCUGUGUACUAGUAUUGCAGCUUAUGCUCAUAAAUGUUGCCAGCAGGGAGCAGUAAUUCACUGGCGAUCUCCUUCUCUCUGCCCUUAUGACUGUGAUUAUUACAAUCAAGAACUUGGGGAAGGGCCUUAUAUUUUGGCCAAUUAUGGCCAGAAUGAUACUGUUAUAGGAAUCAACAUCAACAGCAAAAGGGUGUUUCCCUUAUCUAGAAACAAUCUCCAAGGAAAUGUCUAUUAUAAUUUUAUGCUAACACCUGGACUUUACAAAGAUAAAAUUUUAGCUUCAUCUCUGAUUUCACUUGAGUGUGCGGAAAGGCCAAACAACUUUCUUUAUGUCCACAACGACAACAGCAUUUUCUUAGCACAGUGGGAUGCAAGUUUGUCAUUUCGUAGAAGAGCAACUUUUAUCCAUCACCAAGGACUUUGGAUCUCUGGUUAUAGUGCAUUUGAACUGCACAGCAAAAAAGGUUUCUUCAUUACACUUAGCACUUCAGCAGUGAAAAUAUCGAAGUUUGAUGACACUGAAGAAUUCAAAAGCUUAAGUAGCUUCAGUAUCGAGGAACUCCAUGCAGCAAUACCUUACAGGAGGAUGUGUGAAUGGAGAUAUGAACCUUGUACAAGUCCUUGUGUUAAAACAUGCAAUGAUCCUGAAGGAACAGCAUGCAAAUUUCUUCCACCGGUUGAAGGUUGCUUACCGUACUGUCCAAAAGAUAUGAUCCUAGAUGAAGUCACACUUAAAUGUGUUUAUCCAGAAGAUUGCAUCCCUGUGAAACCAACAGAACCUUUAUUUGGAACCAAGCCAUUUAGAACAAGCCCUACAAUGCUAAGUUCCCAGAUAAAGAAUACAUCAGAAACAUUUUCUCAAAUGCCUCCUAUAUUAGAUAUUGAAGAGACUGAACCAACAUAUAUUAACUUAACCACCAACAUGACAACUGAACCAACAGCAGCCAAAGAUGCUUAUUCAGCAAUGGUAUCUCAUUCAAGCAUGCAUUUACCUGAUUUGUUACCAGGUUCAGAACUCUUUUCUGAAGACAGCUACAACACAACAAUCCCACCUGUGCUGCUUACAUCUCUAUCUCCAACAGCUUUCCCAAUUACUUAUGAAGCUCCAGUGGUUAGUGUAAAAACAAUAUCCUAUAGUAAAACUCCUAUUUUCUUUUCACCACCUACCCCUGCAACGAUUGCUGUACCAUCAGUGACUGCUUUUCCUUUAAUAAGUAAGUCAACUACACCACUAGAGGUUGCAGCUCCUUCUAUGGUGGUAGCUAGAACUCUUCCAACUUCCACAAUACUGACAGAUUCACUCUUAACACAAACAUUUGCUGUAACUUCAGGAACUAGUUCUUAUCUGUCUACACUUACAACAACUAUGCCUCGAACUCCUGCAUUUACUUCUAGAUUUACUUCAUUUGCCUCAAGUCCACUUUAUACAUUUCUGACACCUUCUGAACAUAUUACUUCCUUAACCACAAAACAUUUUUCUACUGUUGCUGAUCUAAUUAGUAAAACAACAACUUCAGUUGUGACACAAAAUCCUAUAACAAUAAAAUCUUUUAGUCCCAAAAUAACACAGAGAACAUCAACAUUAAUACCUCCUCCAAUUACAUCUCAAAGGCUCAAAGGAACAGGGGAAGUGACACUUAUUUCAAAGAGUUUUCAUUUGAGGCCUUCCACAGGUUCUCUUCUAGCAGUUCCUCAGAUUUCCAAAUCAUCUGAGGCAAGUACUGUUUCAGCAGAAAGUAAGCAUGUGUUGCGUGCAGAUUCAUCUCCAAUUCCAACUGAUUUUAUAACUUUGUCAGAGUCUGCUGGUACCAAGGUGACAAGUAGCAUUCCAGUAUUGCCUAUUAAGAUUUCACAGGAUGAAGCACAAAUAACUUAUGAACCAUUUGGUUCAUAUCCAGAAUCAAAAAUUGCAUCAACAGUUAAAAGUGUUGAUACUUUCACUACUUCAGUUCAGUUUCCAGAAACCUCUCUUAAAAUGUUGACAACAAGAGCUUCUACUCCUCAGAUUUCUGUUACAGCAUCCCAUUCUGGAAGUUUAUCAGCAGUUCCCACCACUUCUGCUGUGGUACCAACUAGCACUGAUAUACAAAUGCCUGUUAUAUCAGUAAGUGACCAUUUGACCUCAACAAGUUCAAGUUCUUAUCCUUCAGCUAUUCCUUUGCUAACUUUAACUACAAAUACUUCCACUAUACACACUACAUCUUCAGUUCCUUUGACUGCUUUUGAUAUAUCAACCAUAUCUUUGGGAACAAGAAGGCCUUCUUUGACUUCUUCAGUGGAUAGGAGAACUUUAUCUUCAUUAACAAGUGCAUCCAUCUCUCAGUAUGAAGAACCAGCAAUGGAAUCAGCUUUGACUCUGGGCAUACUUUGGAAUAUUACAUCAACCCCACAAGAUAUUACUGAAAAGUACUCCAUCAGCCCCUCAGAAAGUUGGCUAGUUUCCUCUACUGGCACAAUAGCUCCUCACAAAACUGCUGAAGUUACUGAAUUUCCCCCUAUAAGUUUUGAUUUUCACACAACUACUUCAGUCCCUGUUCCUGCUGUCUUCCAAGAACCCACGUAUUUUCCAAAUGUUACUUUCUUUACACCUAAACCAUGCAAAGAAGCUCUACGAACUAUGCCCUUAGAAAUGGAUAAAGUACCUAUUUCAGGUUGGGUAGAAACAGGAAUAACCCAGGCUUCCAAAUUUCAAAAUGCAACAAGCACUUUGUAUGCUUUAGGAAGUAAUAAAACUUCAGAAGGAAACAUCACAAAAUAUGCAAGGACUGAAAAGCCAUCUCUAGCAUUUGUUCAGAAGACUGUGUCUGCUGGUGAAAACAGCACAGCUUCAGUAAAACCAGUUUCUCUCUCUGAGGGGACAGACAUAACAUUAUCUGAUUGGUCUAGGAUUCCACCCACAGAAUCAAUUAGACCUUACUACAGUGUGACUAAACCAGAGGAAGUAAGUAUCAUUAGCUCACAGAAUUUCACCAUGGCAGAUUCAUCACAUGUCACUGCAAAACUUUUGGAAACCCAAACCACAAAGGCUGAAGUUGAAAUAAUGACAGCAGAGAGUGAAGAACGUGCUUCAUCUGGCACAAUAAUACAUACGCUUGUAUCUGUGACAUCCUCAGAAUGCACGCCAAGAUACCUUGAUCCUAUAGACAAAUGUAGUCAGUACGUGUGCAUAAACAUGGAAUGGAUGCUGUACAAUCUUUCAAGGAACUGCCAUAAGAAUGUGGAGAAACCUGACUGUGGUUUUCGAGGGAUGCCAGUUCAGAUCAACAGCGACAGCUGCUGUCCUGAAUGGGAAUGUCCUUGUCAGUGUUCUAUCCUCUCUGAACUAAGUAUCAUUACAUUUGAUGGAAAUAAUGUAGCAUUAUAUAAAGUAGCGUCCUAUAUUUUAGUCAAGUUACCCACAGAAAUUAUUGUGGCUCAUAUUGAAAAAUGCCCCACCAAUCAGAGUGCAAAUUCAAUAAGAAAACUAGUUCCAGCAGGAAGUGCUUCGGGUCUUUGUUUUAAGAAACUUAACGUAACAAUACCACCUUUUGCGAUUCUUAUUAACCGCUUAGCAAGAAAGGUAAUUAUAAAUUCUGUGAUCCAACCUUUGCCUUUCUUGAAAGAUGGCAUAUGUAUUCAGGACACUGGAGCAAUGUAUGUAAUCAAUACACCAGCUGGAAUCAACAUUAAAUGGGCUCAUGUUACAGGCAUUAUAGACAUCCAGUAUGGCUUUAACUCUAAUAUAUCUAUGAAGACAGAAGGGCUUUGUGGUGUCUGCAAUGGUGAUCCAGCUGAUGACUUGAAAAUGCAAAAUAGAACAAUAAUCACAAACAUGGAAGAAGUUGAGAUUUUUAUUAAAAGUUGGGAAAUUGAGAAAUCUUUUGAUGUAACAACAAGAAGACCCAUUAAAAACUGUACAGAAGAUAAUUGUACAUAUUGUAUGGAACUCUUACAGAAGUGGGUUUUUGCCCCUUGUCACAAAAAAGUUUCACCACAAGAUUUUUGUGAGAAAAUGUGGGUCAACAAUAUCUAUUUUGGGAAUUAUGAAUGUGAUGCUCUUUCUGCAUAUGUAGCACUAUGCAACAAGCAUAAUAUCUGCAUUAAGUGGAGAACACCAGAUUACUGUUUGCUUGCUUGCCCUGAUGGAAAGGAAUAUCAACCUUGUGUACAACCUUGUGCUGCCAAAACAUGCCUAAAUAAAUGGUUUUAUGAAAAAUCAUCAUGUUCCUAUUUAAGAGAAGACUGUGUUUGCAAAAAGGGGACCAUUCUUCAUAGAACAGACUCUGACCUUUGCAUUCCAGAAGAAAAAUGUGCCUGUACUGAUAAUGAAGGGCAUCCCCACUCUGCUGGAGAGGUUUGGAUUGGCUCCAGUAAAGGAUGCUGCAUGUAUAAAUGCUUGGAGAAUGGGAGCAUUAUUGAUACAGAGCCUGAAUGUGAUAAACAGCCACCUCCAAUGUGUGAGCGAGAGGCUGAAGUGAUUGUCAGUAUAAUUGAAGAACAAACUUGCUGUCCAAAAAAAGUCUGUGAAUGCAACAUGACUCUGUGUAACCCUAUUAUCCCAGUAUGCCGAAGUACUGAGGAGCUGACAGUUAAAUACACUCCUUUCUCCUGCUGUCCUCAAUACCAGUGUGAAUGUGAUGUAUCUGCAUGUCCCAAAGUUACCCGUCCAGAAUGCCGAGAAGAUCAGUUUAUUGUGGAAGCCAAAUUGGAGGAUAUCUGCUGUUUAUCCUAUUUGUGUGUUUGUGAAUCUUGCAUUGAACCUAUUCCAGUAUGCAAUGAAGAAGAACUUCUUACAGUAGAUCUUAGUACUGCACAUUACUGUUGUCCUCAUUAUCACUGUGUAUGUGAAGAGAAUCUCUGUCCUUCACCUCUUCUGAAUUGCUCUGCUGAUAUGAAACUGAUUAGAAAAAGAGUACCUGGACAGUGUUGCCCAGAUUGGAUUUGUGAAUGUGAUUGUGAUACUGUACCAAGCUGUAAAUUGGGUGAAGUUCGGAAAAUAACUGCUAAUACUUCUAGUACAUGUGGAUGCCCACAAUAUAUUUGUGAAAAAGAAAGUGUCUGUGUCUUCCAAGAAGUCACUGUACUGAACCCAGGUCAGACAGUGAUUCAAUAUUUGGAUGAAGAACUUUGUUAUACGGCAAAGUGUUCACAAGAAACAGACCCCAACACAGGAUUUCACAUUAUGAAUCUGGCAGUAAUUAACUGUUCCCAAAAAUGUGAAGCACAUCAAGUACACAGCCCAUCUGAUGGUCAACAUUCUUGUUGUGGUUCCUGCAUAAAUGUCUCAUGUCCUUUUUAUACUGACAACGGAACUCUUGUGAUUUAUGAAGAAGGAAGCACAUGGGACUCAAACUGCACUAAAUAUGAAUGUGCAAAGAUUGGUGUGGGAACAGUGGUACUUGGCUCCAGUGUAUUUUGCCCACCCUUUAAUGAGACUGAAUGUGUGAAGAAUGGAGGCUCUGUACAGACCUAUCACAAUGGCUGCUGCAAGACCUGUAAAAGAGAUGAAAGGAUUUGCCAGAAAAUAAUGGUCAGAACUACUGUAAGAAAACAUGACUGCGUAAGCCAAAGUCCUAUAAAUGUGGCUUCUUGUGAUGGAAAAUGCCCCUCGGCUACAAUUUUUAAUGUCAACAUAGAUAGCCAUUUAAGGUUCUGCAAAUGCUGCCGUGAAAAUGGAGUUCAGAAUCGAACAGUGCCACUUUACUGCUCGGGAAAUGACACUGAAAUUCUGUAUACCAUCCAGGAACCCAUGGACUGUUUAUGCCAGUGGAAUUAAGAAUUUUGUGAUUACAUGCAAACCAAGAUUAUGUUUUUCUUAUGUUCAGGUUUAACAUAUAAAUAAUUUCUCAUUUUUAAUAUGCAUAUGUAAAAAGGGAGCAUAUUCAUUUUAACAUAUAUGGAACACUUAAUUUACUUUAGAGCAAUGUACUUCUAUGAAGUAUUCUAUGUAAUUAACCAACGUUAACUACAUAACGUACUUGUUCUGGAGUUAUAUCAAAACAUUGCAGUUUAUUAGCACCUCCAUUGGCAUCACUCUUUCUUGCUUAACAGUAAUCUUAGCCCACAUUGUAAUAUUUGUAACAUUUUAUUUGUAUUUUAGAAUCUGUAACAUGCUAGUAUUUCUUAUUUUUCUGGUUCUAACCUUCUUUUCAGCACACGUUUUAUUACUAUGACUGCACGUAGUAAUUUCUUAUAAACCAUUUUUGACAUUAUUUUAUAUUUACAAGAACUUAUGUAAAAGUAAAUGAUAGUUUGCAUAUUUGGAUUAAAAUAUAAUCCAAAACACUAUAUGUAUUCCUAAAGAGGAAAAUGCAUAUUUACUUUGGGCAAAUGGAGAGGCCAUUUUUAUUAUUUAAAUUUCCAGAUAUUGAAUAUAUUUGUUAAAUAUUGUUAUGCAUACAGUAUAUGCAAUUGUUCUUCAAUAAACACAGUAAUAUAAUGCACACCCUACACAAAUGUAGAUGCUGAUUGUAUAUACUAUUCAGCAUCAAUAUCAGAAAUAAUAAUAGAAAUUAUUUCAUUAUCAUUACAAGCAUUAAUGAUAGAAAAAGCUGAGGGCUUUAGAGUCAUAAAGAAUCUAUGUGAGGAGCUGUGAUUUGAUAUGGGACAUGAUAUAUAAGAGGACUUUGUAAGUUUCCAUAUGAAAUGUUAGCAUAGUCAUAUGAAAAGGUUGCAUUUUUUUUAGAAAGUGCAUGUUGAGGUAGGAGGCUAAUUAUGACAGACUAAUGUGUGCUUUGUACAACCAUUCAUGGUAUUUCCAAUAUAUCAUGGGAUAGCAAUCUAAAUGUAUCUUUUGAACACUUGG
Python bivittatus (Burmese python) is the source of this 10302-nucleotide messenger RNA. The record is from RefSeq and is a predicted model, not a curated record. NCBI's taxonomy places the organism in Eukaryota, Metazoa, Chordata, Lepidosauria, Squamata, Pythonidae.